AUAUCAUCAAAAAGUGGUCGUGUUUACUCGCGGCCGGUCGCACGGACAUACGCAGCCUGAAGAGCUCCAUCGCAGCAUCAUCAUCAUCCUGCGGUCAUCCCGACGAUCGCACGAUACCUAUCUAACAGCAAAAAAAAAACACUAUACGAUCUGAAUCUCAUCCCUCUUUAUUCGCAUUUCGACGAGAGCAGCUAGAUUCUCUUGCAGACAAAAACCAGUGAAUUCGCAACGACUACUACAACAACAACAACCUUUUUGUUAGUGACCAGAGACAGAGGAGGAAGAACGAUGAAACUGUUCGUGCUGCUUGUUGUGAUCAGCGUGAUCGCGUACUCAUGCGACGCGAAGCGUAAGAGGAAGUUCGACGGUGACUUCGAGUUCGCCGAAGAGGAUGACAACAAACCCACCAAGACUGGGGAGAAGAAACGCUGGAUUCACGACCCUUCAAGCGACCUCUGCAGACCCUUGAACUGUAAGAAGAAGGAGAUGUGCCUGCUGGAAGACGCCUUUACGGCCGUCUGCGUGUCCAAGAAAGAACUCCAAAAGAAUGGGGACGUCGUCAUACCUAAAUCAAUGUCAACUACAGCAGAAGCCAGCAGGAAACAGCGGCAGGAUUCAAUCGACGAGUCCGAUGACGAUGUGUUUUACGACACCGAGGAUGAUCCUGACGACGACACCGACGAAGACAUGAGCGAUGCCGCCACAUGCAAAACGUGUCCGGUUGUAAAACCCACGUUCCUCUGCGGUAGCGACAACAGGACCUACAGCUCUUUGUGUCGCCUGGACUAUCACAACUGCAUUCAUCACACCACAAUUCAGGUCGAAUGCAAGGGAUUCUGCCCGUGCAAAGGUAAUGAAGCGACUCAAUAUUUCUAUCCGUUUCUUUACGACAAUCCAGCCCUUGACAAAGAAAUUCAUUUGAGGAAGAAGCAAAGGCAACAGGAACGUUUGAACUCGUUCUUGAACAAAUACAAAGCAACCCUCGAUAAGGCUGGAACUGUGACGGGUCCGAUAAAUGGAGAGAAGCCCGCACAGCCUCCGUCCAAGGCUGACGUCUACACGUUCACCCCGCAGGACUUCAAAUACGAGAACAAACACUACAAGUACAUCAAGUACACUAAAUACAACAAGGAUAACAACGGUUUGUACGCCGAGGACAAGGAUAGGAUGAGGGGAUACAACGAGGUGACGGACAACAAGUACUUUGGGAAUUCCAUCGGUCUGAUUCCUGCCACUCCGCCAGCGAAGCAAUGCUCUCCGGUCGCCCUGCAAGCAAUGGGAAAUCGUCUUCUGGAUUGGUUCUCAGUUGUUAUGGCCGACUCUUCCAAGAGGAGGCGCCCCAAGCCCAAAUCCAAACCUCGUUUCCCACCACUCUGCAAGGGUGAGGUGCGAUGGAUGUUCCAGCAUUUGGAUUUGAACGCCGAUUCACGAUUGUCCUUGCAAGAGCUGUACGACCUGGAGCACGAUCAGAGCGAGGUCUGCUUGAAGCCCUUCUUGCAGCAGUGCGAUGUCGACAACGAUGUGACCGUGACCCCGGCCGAAUGGUGCAAAUGCUUCCAGAGAACGGAAAGACCUUGCGCCGCCGUCAAGCGCAAAAUCACACCUGAAUUGUUUGGAGUCUAUGUACCUGAUUGCGAUAGCCAAGGCUAUUAUAGACCGACCCAAUGCCACAACGCAAUUGGAAUGUGCUGGUGCGUCGAUAAGCACGGUGUCGAGUUCGCCAAUACCCGCACUCACGCUAAGCCUCUUUGUGAAAAACUCAUCAACAAGUCGGACGAUUUGGUGAGCAAUUCCAGCGACGAUGAAGACGGCGACGACGUCGAUCAGGAUAUUGAGGGCAGCGCCGAUCGUCCCGAGGAUUAUUGAGCGGAUUUCAAGAAGCACAGAGUCUCUAAACAACCAUCUCCCCCCUAAACCCAACCCCCAAAACUAAUAAUAAUAAUAAAAAAAAGCAAACAAUAACCCGAUUGAUUUACAACCCAUAUGUAACACAAACCCCUCAGCAAACUAACAUAUAAAAAAGGAAAUAUUUGUACGGAAUUUUCAGAUAAAAGAAGCGCUCUCCGUUACGUAACAGAUCAUAAUAUACUGUCAUUGUAAACGCAAUUUGUAUGAUAAUUAAGUAAAUAUUAUAUUAUAUAUAUAUUUAUCCACUAUACCUCUGCGUAGGUAUAAAAAAAGUGUAGUAGGCAAUAUCAUUGUGUUAUUUUAUACGAGAGAAGUAAUUAAACUUAAAGAAUGGAAGCUUCACAUGUAAGAGAGUGUAAAACGAAACUAACAAAAAAAAAUAUAAUAAUAUAUACUUACUAAUAAUACUUAAUACUAAACUUUAACAAAAAAAAAUGUACUGAUUACAUUCCAUAUUUGUACGCCUUCGCUUCUUUUUCAUAGUUUAGUUCUAAUUGUGUAUAUAAAGAUAUUGAAGAUAAUGAAAUGGAAGGAAGGGAAAAUGAAACGAUGAUAAAUAUUAAUAAAUACUACUAAUAAUUAAUUAAUCA
This is a messenger RNA of Nicrophorus vespilloides, 2498 nucleotides long. Its product is annotated as testican-3. The transcript has 11 exons. NCBI's taxonomy places the organism in Eukaryota, Metazoa, Arthropoda, Insecta, Coleoptera, Silphidae. The record is from RefSeq and is a predicted model, not a curated record. Gene Ontology annotation, biological process: establishment of protein localization to extracellular region. Bases 289 to 1866 code for a protein of 525 amino acids. Gene Ontology annotation, molecular function: protein binding; calcium ion binding.